GUUGUGCUGGAGUCGGCCAAAGUGCUGAAGACCAUAAGCGAGGUUUGCGGCAGCAUUCUGGUGGAAGUGUUGGAGUUGACCGCCGAGGACAGGUUUGAAUCUGGUGUACCUGCAGGCGAGCGGCAUUGGAGGCUGCUGCUGGCCUCGGCGACUGCCGUCUUGGACGACCGCCAAGCCUAUGCCGCUUACCAGGUCCGCCUUCCAAAGAUGGUUUGGGGCUUGUCGGAGGGUUCUACAGGAAACCCCAGGUACAGGCACAUUGACACGCUUUCGGUGAUCAACGUCCCAGAGAUGGAAAGCUUCAUAGGGUAUUGGCAGGGAGUUCUUCUCGAAAAUGCGAUGCAGCGUGCCGGCUUUAUGUACGGCUACUACCUGGAGGACAAGAACUACGACGAGGGCACACGUGCCAUCAUGGAGGCCAUCUAUGAACCGCAGCAAGAGAUGGCCGGAGAGGUCGCGGAGAUGGUCAAAGAUGACCAGGAGAUGUCCCGAGUCAACAGGAUAGCUGAAGCCCUGGGGCUCGAGUGCAUCGGAUGGGUCUUUACAUCUCUUCCCUUGGAGGAUGGCCUUCUUCUCUCCCCCGAAGAGGUGGUUCGAAUUGCGAGGCUUCAGAAUGACCACUCGACCGACAAGCAUUUUACAAAGUAUACUUUGUCCAAGUUCGUGUCGUGCGCUGUGCGCCCCGACCCUGCACAUAACGGAGCGCCUGGGAUCAACCCUUUCAUGGUCUCGGAGCAGGCCUGUGCCAUGCUCCGUGAUGGAAUCCUGACGGCCACGCCAAGCGAGCGACGGGCCUGCGUGGUCCGCGAG
This is a messenger RNA of Symbiodinium necroappetens, 810 nucleotides long. The record is from the annotation of a GenBank genome assembly. NCBI's taxonomy places the organism in Eukaryota, Dinophyceae, Suessiales, Symbiodiniaceae.